Messenger RNA from Psylliodes chrysocephalus, 1645 nucleotides. The record is from the annotation of a GenBank genome assembly. NCBI's taxonomy places the organism in Eukaryota, Metazoa, Arthropoda, Insecta, Coleoptera, Chrysomelidae.
AUCAUAAUAUCUGAUAUACGUGAUUUUUAUAUCUGAUAAAUAAAAUAUACCCACCAAUCAAUCUACAGAUAUAUAAUAAACACAUAUUAGAAUUUGUUUAUAGAAAAUGCAGUUGUUAUUAAAAACAUUAAAAACGAAGUGCUAUGCGCUUCACACCUAAGUUCACUUGCCAAGAAUUCGACAUAGAUAAAAUAAUCUCAUUCGUAUACCUAAAAAUACAAACAGAUCGAAAUUAUAAUAUACGAGUCUAGACAUGAUCGAUAAAAAAUGGAAAACACCAGAAAAUCCGUAUUCAGAAAAAAUCGCAGCAAAAGAAAGAAGUGAAAAAUAUUGAAUAGAAAAGUGACGUAGUUAAUAAGAUAGAAACUAUUUUUUGUUUUCUAAAAUCGUGCCAAAUUAAAAAUCACGUUUCUAUAAUAUGUUCCACUUUUCUGAAAAAAUAUUCGACUUUACAUAAAAUAGUGAUGUAUAAGUGAAAAAUAUGCCAGGUUUAACAUUUUUCGUAAAAUUAUGGAUAUGUCGAUCGAUGUUAAGGCACACGUUAACGAUAUGUGCCAUUUUAAAUUUUAACAAUGAUAUAAAUUUAAGAGCACCCCCACGAAGGCAAUCUAAACCGAACAAAAUCGACGUCUAUUGGAACAUUCCGACUUUUCAAUGUGAAUCACAGAAGUUGAAUUUUACCGCUCUAGCUGAUAAAUAUGGCUUUAUACAAAAUCCAAACAAUAAAUUUUGGGGUAAGAACAUAAAUAUUUUGUACGACCCCGGUAAUUUUCCGGCAAUUUUAAAAAAUACAAGUACUACCGUUAAAAGGAAUGGUGGUGUACCACAGGAAGGAAAUUUGACUGACCAUUUAAAAGUUUUUAAUGAAUUUUUGGAUACGAUGGUACCGGAUCAAACAUUUUCAGGUGUUGGAAUUAUAGAUUUCGAAAGUUGGAGACCGAUUUUUCGCCAAAAUUUCGGGACAUUAUCGGACUAUCGAACACUGUCGAUAUCUAUAGAAAAACAAAAACACCCUACGUGGCCUAAUAAUCAAUUAGAAAAAGAAGCAACUAGAAGAUUUGAAAGCAGUGCACGAAAAUUUAUGGAAAACACCCUAUUAGCGGCUAAAAAUGCCAGACCUUAUGCCAUUUGGGGAUAUUACGCUUAUCCAUACUGCUUUAAUAUGUCGCCAAAUAAUAAGAGAAAACAGUGUCCGAAAGAAGUUUUAGCAGAAAAUGACAGACAAAAAUGGCUGUUUCAGCGGGUAGAUAAUUUUUAUCCAUCCUUAUACUUCGAAAAAGUGAGAUUGAGUGCAAAUGACAAGAUGCAAAUGAUUGAGGGACGUAUUGAGGAAUCAAUGAGAAUCAUAAAAAAUAUUAGUAAGCGGAAAAAUAUCAUUCCAUAUUUUUGGUUCAAAUACCAGGAUAAACAACAGGAAUUUGUAUCAAAGGAAGAUCUCUUUAAUUCCUUCAGUGUCCUGGCGAGUUCGAAUAUAAAUGGACUGAUUAUUUGGGGUAGUAGUAAUGAUGUAAAUACAAAGAAAAAGUGCUUUGAGCUUUACCAGUACAUAGACAAUUUACUAGGACCGUUGUUGGUUCACAUCUUUUAAUUUAUUUAUUGAUAAUAGUGAUAUAAAUUGUUGAUGAUUGCUUGAGAAACACUGCCA